This is a messenger RNA of Postia placenta MAD-698-R-SB12, 1440 nucleotides long. RefSeq lists its product as hypothetical. The record is from RefSeq and is a predicted model, not a curated record. Gene Ontology annotation, molecular function: metal ion binding. The transcript is spliced from 4 exons. Lineage: Eukaryota; Fungi; Basidiomycota; Agaricomycetes; Polyporales; Adustoporiaceae. Bases 1 to 1440 code for a protein of 479 amino acids.
AUGUCUUGCAGCGCGCGCUGUAAAUACGAGGUGAACGAGCAGGUUAAGCCGGUCAAACUGACUGACGACCACAAGUGCAAAAAGAGACAAGUGCACCUGCUGAGCGCUUCCGUGUGGGGGCCGCUCCGGCGUAUUCUUGCAUUGUCUCAUGAAAAAGCAACCCCCCGCUGCAACUUCGCUUGCGGCGGGAUCUUUACGAAGUUUGAUGCAUCCAGCACGCCCAGCCCGCAGUCGGCGAAGGGCGGCGGGCACCGAGAACCUGCGAUAUACAAUACCCUCGCCCUCUUCUCCUUUGAUCUUUGUCGCCUCCGCUUGUUGUCAUCCUCUCCAUCCAGCAACAUGGAAAAGGAGUAUUCCCCAGAGCCAGGAUGGGAUACAAAGAUGGCUGCGGACAUCGACGCGCUCGCAGAGGGGAUGGAGCGAUUCAAGGAUGCCCAGGCCAAUCAAUACUGGGAGACCCAGGGCGAGGGUGUCGCGGUGUCCACCGCGUACCAGGAGAUCCCGGCUGGCGCCGACCUCCUGUUGGACGUGGAGACAUCAACGUCGUCUCCAGCCACUUCCGCGGGGGCCACCAGUUGUCCAAGCGACACGUCUGAGGACAGCUACAGUACCUCAGACGUCCACUCGCGCGGAUAUGGCUCAUCCGUAUCCAGCGCAAAUGCUCCUGGUCUGCGCUGCGCAGAGCAGGGAGCAAUGACACUAGAACACGAGAAUCACCACGUCGGCAGUACGAGCGGCCACGCGAGCGAGGCAAAUAGCGAAUUCGACGUCAUCGACGACGCCGACGUCACUAAUAGCGAGCCGGGAUGCGCAGACGAUGCCAGCAGGAGCGACUCGCGCGACAACUCACCACCUAUCGCCCCGCCGAUGGUCGAUGAGGUCAUUUUCAGCGGGAGGAUCAACCAGUCGGAGUGGGCCACCCUGCCUCGGCGGGUCACUCGGUCAAUGACCAACGCCACCACCUCGACGCCCACGCAAGCAUCCGCAUCCAUCGCGGGUCCAUCGACUGUCCGGCGUGGCCAGAAGCGGAAGUCUCCUGACGAGGAUGAGGACGACGAGGACAGCGCAAUUGAAAACCGCGGGGCCGACGAAGACCAGGAGCUUGAAGACGAUGGGGACGAGAAUACGAGGCCAGUGGCGCGUGGGCCGGACGGACGCUGGCCGUGCAAAGAGUGGCAGUGCAGCAACACCUACACUCGGGAGCACGACAUGCUCCGUCAUUGGAGAUCUUGCAAGAUGAGGCCUGCGCAUUUGCGAGCAUCCUGGAUCUGCCCGGAUUGCGGCAAGUCAUAUUCAAGGCGCGAUGCAAAGGGGCGACACAAGCAGACAGCGUGCAAGGGCAAGGACCCUGCAGAAGGAACUGGCGGCGGUCGCGGAUCGGAAGGAGGGAAGAAACGUGGCGGCGGAAGCGGUGGACGCAAACGAGCUCGGAGUGGCUAG